AUGUCAGAAAAUGUCCAAAGUUUUCCUUUCUUUGGAACAGAAAGUGCUCCUCAGCCCUCUCUGCCUAUGCUGAACAACUUCACACCCUCAGGAAGGGUGUGCAACAUUUCUAGGGUUUCCACCCCUGCUGUGAGUUUAGCCUGGGUCCUGCCACCAACCACCAGCACUUCUCUCCAGCUGAUUGCGGGCAGAGCCUACCUCAACCCAGAGGCCAGCACGACCAUGCUGGUGGAGCUGACUGACCAGAGACAGAACUCAACCUCUGCACUCUUCUAUCCAGGUGCUCUCAAGUGGGAUCUCACAGAAAGUAAAGGCAAUACGACUAUCACUGACCGGGACACUACACUCUCCUCCCUGUCUGUGACAGCCCAAUGGGAUGAAAGUUUAGUUCCCAAUACCACACUCCCUCUCUCUCCAACACUUUUCACCAACUUUGUCCAGGUCACACCACCUCAGGUGGCAAAUUGGGAAUACAGCCUGGCACUUCCCUACCAGGAGGGCAGCCAGAUGUCCUACUACAACCACAAUAGCCUGGGCCCUCUGAUGCCCGGAGAACUAGGACAAUGUCUGCAGCCCUACGGCUCUGUGUCCUACCCUGCGAGUGAGGAGUGUGCCCCUCAACCAGAGGUGGGGGUGGUGGAAAAGGAGAUUCAGCCACGGAAUCUCCAAAUACCACUCUCCACCUCUGACUUCUCCCGUUCCACAUCUGUGCAAAAUACGCCAGACACCAGUCUUCUGGUGGUGGACACGGAGACGUUCCCAGGAUUGCCACCUUCAGGCCAGACACUCUGCCUGUUGCAGAGUCCAGAACUCUGCACUAUUUCCACCGAAGUUUUCCAGAUGAAGACACCACCUGUCCAUGGGCAUGGGUCAUUGGCAGGCCCCAUCUGCUGUCCUUCAGAAAUCCUGGCCUUGCCUCCCGCUCCAGGACCGGAACAAAGAGAGAACGGAAACAUGCAUGAGGUGAAAGCUGAACUGUCAAAGCCUCCGGAUGCCUAUGUGGGCACUAAAGAAAACCAAGACCCAUCACACCUUCCUUUAGUGCCCCCUGACUACACUGAUACAAGAAGACUGAGACAGAGGUCUGCUUCUGACAGUGCCAGCUUGGGAGGCAUCAGCAUGGGUCUGGAAGAGAGAGGGGAGCUGGAAAAUGACAGUGGAUCCAGCAUCAACUUUGAAGACAUCGCUACACUGGAGGAAGAUAAUGACUUUCCCCAACUUUUCAAAACCCUCAACGACAUAGACCAGGACCCUCUCCUUCAGAACUGGGGAGUCAUGAGCAGCCCCUCUGAAAAGGUGAGGAAGAAUGACCUAAAAGCCUCAGACCAGCUUGAUGGAGCUCCUCAGGCCAAAAUCCAGCACCAGGACCUGGUGGAGGGAGAGAGGGCUGUGGGCAGUGCAGGGGACAAGGACGGGACUAUUGACAAAAUCACAAAGCAUCUGGAGGGCAAAGCCCCCAAAGUGGCCCCUAGCAGGCACAGCAAAGGUAGAAAACUGGGGCAAGAAAGACCAAGAGGACCAGAGAACAACUCUAAGAAAGCAGACGAGCUGAAGCAGUCCAGGAAAAGAGUCAAAGCAGAAGAGAAGCCCACCGUCCCCAAGACCAAGCGGAAGAGGAAUCCACCUGAACUCAGUCAAACCAGCUUUAAGAAGCCUCGAACCCACCUUGGCAUGCACAUGCUGGAGUCCGUGCAGGUCUUUCACCCACUGGGGAAGAAGAGUGAGAAGAAAACUGGCAUUUCUUCCUUCCGGGGUCUGCAAACCUUCACUAGCAACAAAGAUUCCAAGCCAGGCCCAGCCACUCCAACACUGCUGGAUAUGCCACCUGGGGGCCAGGGCUUUGACAGAAGCCCAGGCAAAUCUCCGAGAUCAGAGACCAGUGCUCACAAGGAGUGUCCAUCUCCAUCCAAGAACAAGAUGCCCACAGCUGGGAAGGUCAGAUUAGUACCUCUGCCAUUCCCAACCCUGGACCAGCCUCAAGCCAGACCUGUUUCUAGAAAGCCCCUCCCUCUGGCUUCGCACAGGCCCACUGCAGCUUACUCUGUGCAGCCUCACUCCCACUCAGCUCAUCCAUGCCAACCAGCUCCUGUUAACCCAUCUCUGAUGUCCCCUGCCAAGCCAGCUCUGCCAAUUUCCUCCAGUGCCACACGACCUAAUGUAGCCAAAACCGUCCAGUCUAGGUCUGUGCCUCCGUUGGCCUACAUGAGGCCUGUGCCUUACAGAGUACCAUCUCACGCUUCCUUCCAGAGAGAGCUUAUUUCUGCUGCCAGGAACAAGGCACUAUCACCACCCAAACCUCAGACCCAAUAUCAACUGCAAGACUUCAGCUGCCAAUCGAUUCCAUGGAGGGAAGUUGAUAUUCUGGGGCCAGUCAUCUCACAGCCCAUCACGAAAGAGCAGAGGCCAGAGAGAGAGGCCAUGAAGAGGUGGGCCCAGAACGAGCGCGAGAAUGCUGCCAAGUACAGCUGUUCUGGGAAACUGCAGCUUUUCCUUCACAGGGAAAAGGAUAUGGAAAUUUCUCAAUAUUAUGGGUACGCAGUGUAA
This is a messenger RNA of Rattus rattus (black rat), 2544 nucleotides long. RefSeq lists its product as uncharacterized. The record is from RefSeq and is a predicted model, not a curated record. Lineage: Eukaryota; Metazoa; Chordata; Mammalia; Rodentia; Muridae. The coding region runs from base 1 to 2544 and encodes 847 amino acids. The transcript has 3 exons.